GGAGGAGGAGAAGGAGGUGGUGGAGGAGGAGGAGCACAGCUGUGGCAGCAACAAGCAGGGACCAGGACGUACUUCUCUCCAGAUACUCCGGGAGCUCCAGCUGAAUAAGCUCCGCGCCUGCAUAACUCCACCAUCUCCUAAAACUUUGGCUCUAACGUUAUUAUUAUUAUUAUUAUAACUAUUAAUUUAUUGAUUAAAAAAGCUAAUCCACGUAAGGGGUGUGUGUGUAAGGAGUCCUUGGAGACACUGAAAACAACUACCACAAAAAAAAAGGAAAAUAAAAAAGCCCCAGAACCACCUGGGAUCCGUUCUGGGAGUCCUGAAACCAACAAGUGAGAAGCAGCAGCUGUGGGAAAGGCAGCGGCGGCAGCGGCAAACCACAGCAGCAGCCACUGGAGAAGGAGAAAGAGCAAGAAGCUGAACCCUCGGAAGCCCCAGCUGCCACCGCUGCUGCUGCCGCUGCCCCGGCACCUUUCGGCUGAGGGAGAGGCAGUAGUCGGGGACUGGGGAAGAAGCCGGACUUGUGGUUGUCUUUUCUCCCAGACGGGUUGAGAGAGCUGCGGCAGCGGCGCCCCGGGUUGUUCGCGCUUGACUGGGAGCAGCUGGUCCCCUGGGAAUUAUGCAGCGCGUGUGGAUACUGCUCACCUUUGGCUUGGUGGCCUGUGUGUCCGGAGAGUCGAGGGCAGAGCUGACUUCUGAUAAAGACAUGUACCUUGACAACAGCUCUAUUGAAGAAGCAUCAGGCGUUUAUCCUAUCGAUGAUGACGAUUAUGCAUCUGCCUCUGGCUCAGGAGCUGAGGAGGAAAUAGUAGAAAGUCCACAGAUGCCAACGUCUCGAACAAUUCCAAAGAUACCAUUCACUAGUGAUGCUCCAAAAGUUGAGACAACGACACUGAAAAUACAGACUAAGAUUCCUGCUCAAACAAAGUCACCUGAAGAAAUUGACAAGGAGAAAGUUCGCAUCUCAGACUCCGGCACAAAGAUUGAGACACCUGAUGAAGACACAAAUGUGUAUACUGAGAAGCACUCGGACAAUCUGUUUAAGAGGACAGAAGUACUGGCAGCUGUCAUUGCUGGUGGAGUUAUUGGCUUUCUCUUUGCAAUUUUCCUUAUCUUGCUGUUGGUAUAUCGCAUGAGGAAGAAGGAUGAAGGCAGCUAUGACCUUGGAGAACGGAAACCAUCCAGUGCUGCUUAUCAAAAGGCACCUACUAAGGAGUUUUAUGCGUGAAACUUCCAUUUAGUGUCUCUAUUUAUGAGAUCACUGAACUUUUAAAAAUAAAGCUUUUGCAUAGAAUAAUGAAGAUCUUUGUUUUUUUUUUUUUCAUUAAAGAGCCAUUCUGGCACCUUUAUGAUAAAGUCCCAUUGUAUUUAAAACUUUUCAUGUAUUCCUUUAGAACAACAUAAAAUUAAAACUUAACAUCUGCAGUGUUCUGUGAAUAGCAGUGGCAAAAUAUUAUUUUAUAAAAAGAAAAAACCUCAAUGUUCACGGAAUCAUUUUAAACCUUUAUGCGUAAAUAUGAAAACAAUGAUCUGAUUGUUUUAUCCUAUGGUUCGAUGAUGAAAGUUGUUUAAUUUUUGUCAGCAUGUCUCAGAUCAGUCUUACAAGUUAGUCUUAUUUCAUUAAUUUAUCUGUUUCUUACCCCACCACCUCCCCACCCCCCACCCCCGGCUCCUUUUCUUCUCUUGCCCCUUCCUCCUUUCUCACCCUCCUUCCCCCACCCCAGUUUACCUUUUGUAGCUGUCAUGGUGCAAUUUGUCUUUGGAUAAUUCAGAUAAAGGUAAUUUAGUGUAAAUGUGAUUUUCAGAGAUGUCAGCUUCACCUCCACUUUGUAUAAAUUUCUGAGUGUUGGAAUAUCCAUUUUACACUUGCUUUGUUUCUCAGUGUACCUGUAGCUGCAGACAGAUUUAUAACAGCAUAUUAAGGUGUAAAAUUGGGUUGUUAUCACAAAAACUGUACAGUCGUAUCUUUACCAGUCAGAUCUUCCUUCAGGAGGAGCUGGUGUAAGUUACUGACAAACCUAAGCCGACCCAAAGACCCUUAACAGUAUUCCGAGAAGUUGCUGCAGAUUCCUAUGGUCACUGUAUUUGUUAAUUUCUUGCAAUUUGAAGGUACGAGUAGGGGUUUAAAGAAAACAAAUCAGUUUUUGUUCUUUAAAAACAUGCAUUUAAGUUGUAAACGUCUUUUUAAGCCUUUGAAGUGCCUAUGAUUCUAUGUAACUUGUCGCAGACUGGUGUUAAUGAGUAUAUAUAACAGUAAAAAACAAAAAAGAAGUUGGUAUUUUAUAAGCACAGACAAUUCUAAUGGUAACUUUUGUAGUCUUAUGGAUAGACAUAAAUUGUAAUUUGGGAACAUAAACACUACUGAAUAAAUCAUGUGGCCUAAUAUGGAAAAUGUCAUUGUUAUAGAUUUUACACAUUUUCGACCAAAUGUACACCUUUCCCCAUCAACUUCUGAUUCUGUUUAUUAUCACGAAUGACGUGGGUUUGAUUUCAGGGGGUGCUAUUUGUAACUCAAGACCAAAGAAGCCAUUGAUGAGGCUGUUUUGUAGCAAGACUCCCUUCUGAAUUAGCCAGAGGAAACCCGAAUAGAUCAUCUCGUAUGUGUGUGUGCGCGCAUGUUAGUGUAAAAAUUUGGAAGGUUGCCAAUGAAUUAUGAGGCUUGCAACCUCUAUAGAAUAGCUGAUGGCAAUCUGAGAUAGACUCCUGCUUUUUGCAGAUAACUCUUUUCAGGACUAUGGGUUCUAAAGGUAUGAAAGGGGGUUUUCCUGAAUGAGAUAUCUGAGGCUUAGUCAUUGGUUUGAUUUGCCUUUAAAUUUUUUGCUUCAUCUCUCUCCUGAAAGCUUAACAGAAGCAUAAUAUAGUUCCCUCCAAAGAGGGUGAAAUUGUAUCUUUCUCUCUACAUGGCAGAAAGGCCUGGCUGUUGAGUAUCCAAAUGGGGGGAAAGCAACUUAUAUGUUAUGAGAAGAACAUGGCGUGUGUCUCCACUGUGUUUAUCUUUUAGACAUUACCUACUUCAGUUAACCAAAGCUUGCUCUCUCUCUUUUUUAAUUCUGACCCACCAAUUUAGGAAUAAAAAUAUCAGUAGUAAAAUUUUUCUGGAGUGCAACUCACUUGAUAAUGGAUGAUCCACUUUUCUGGGAGCUUCUUUGAGUUCUCAUAGAACCUCAGAGGGUCCCUCCCAAAAGCAAACACCAGAGCAUUGUCUUCUUAAACUCUAAUGGCCUUAACACUCAAGAUUAUGUCCAAUGAGUGUAGAAACAAUCUCAUUUUUUAAAAAGUGUAAAGAAAAUUACAGCAUGUUUUGAAGUUACUCAAUGUCCAUCCAUUACUAAAAAGUUAAGAAUGUAGUGGAAAUACCUCUCAUUGUACUAAGGGCAGUGAAAUUCAAAUCCUACAACUGCUUGGAAUCACUGUGCCAGGAAAAGGAAAUUCUGGCAAAUAUUUUGUCACUGCUGUAAAGCAAAGUAUUUGUUAAAGUGCCAAAAUAAAGUCUGUCAUGCCUAAAGUAAAAA
Messenger RNA from Gracilinanus agilis (Agile Gracile Mouse Opossum), 3512 nucleotides. It is a transcript of the gene SDC2, whose product is annotated as syndecan 2. Gene Ontology annotation, biological process: cell migration; dendrite morphogenesis. Bases 620 to 1228 code for a protein of 202 amino acids. The transcript is spliced from 5 exons. NCBI's taxonomy places the organism in Eukaryota, Metazoa, Chordata, Mammalia, Didelphimorphia, Didelphidae. Gene Ontology annotation, cellular component: cell surface; membrane. The record is from RefSeq and is a predicted model, not a curated record.